AUGGCAUAUUAUCAAGGAGGUGGUGGUCCACCACAAGGAGGAUAUCCACCACAGCAGCAGCCAGGAUCACCACAACUAUAUCCUCCACCACAAGGAGGGGUCUACCCUCCAAUUGUCCAGAAUGACUCUUUUGUGGACAUACAACAACAACAACCACUUUUAUCAGAAAAACAGCCGACUCCAGAAUCAUCGGCGACUUCUCCUCCGUUGUCGACUAAUGUCACAUUCCAAGAACAACCUCAAGUUCACUACGGGCAAGCGCCAGCACGUCAACCUCGUCGCUAUAAAACUACAAAACGCGUUGAACUGUUUAAAGGAAAUUUGGUGCUUGACUGUCCGGUACCCUCGAAAUUAUUGGACCAAUGUCCAAGGAAAGACGAAAGAGAAUUCACUCAUAUGCGUUACACUGCCGCUACCUGUGAUCCAAAUGACUUUAAACGUGAUGCAUACACUUUACGUCAGCAACUUUAUGAACCCAAAAGAAAAACCGAACUAUUUAUUGUAUUGACUAUGUAUAACGAAGACGAAAUUCUAUUUGCACGCACUUUUCACGGUGUUGUAAAGAAUAUAGCACAUCUUUGCUCUCGUGAUCGAUCUCGUGUAUGGGGUAAAGAAGGAUGGAAAAAAGUGUGUGUAUGUAUAGUAUCUGAUGGUCGUACAAAAAUCAAUCAACGUACACUAUCUUACCUGGCUGCUAUUGGAGUAUAUCAACACGAUAUUGCAAAAAAUAAAGUCAAUGGAAAAGAUGUAACUGCUCACAUAUACGAAUAUACAACACAAAUUUCUAUCGAUCCAGAUAUGAAAUUCAAGGGCGCUGAUCGUGGCAUCGUCCCAAUUCAAGUUCUUUUUUGUCUCAAAGAAAAAAACGCAAAGAAAAUCAAUUCUCAUCGUUGGUUUUUUAAUGCUUUUGGUUCCAUUCUCGAACCAAAUGUCUGUGUUCUUCUCGAUGUUGGAACAAAACCUGGUGGUACUUCAAUUUACCAUUUAUGGAAAGCUUUUGAUCUCAACUCUUAUGUAGCAGGUGCUUGCGGUGAAAUUGUCGCAAUGAAAGGUACCGCUGGUGUUAAUCUAUUGAAUCCAAUUGUUGCUGCACAAAAUUUCGAAUAUAAAAUGUCGAAUAUUCUCGAUAAACCCCUCGAAUCCGUUUUUGGCUAUAUCACUGUGUUACCCGGUGCUUUCUCUGCAUAUCGAUAUCAGGCUCUUCAGAAUGAUCAAAACGGGAAUGGCCCGUUAGCCUCUUACUUCAUGGGUGAAGCACAACACGGUGCAGACGCUGACAUCUUCACGGCCAACAUGUAUCUUGCAGAAGAUCGUAUUCUCUGUUUCGAAUUGGUUGCAAAACGAAAUUGUGCUUGGGUGUUACAUUAUGUGAAGUCAUCGUACGCUGAAACGGACGUUCCCGAUCAAGUUCCCGAACUAAUUUCACAGCGAAGACGUUGGUUAAAUGGUUCAUUUUUCGCUGGUGUUUAUGCUAUUGUUCAUACUUCUGCCAUUUGGAGGAGUGAUCAUAGUAUGGCCAGAAAAGCUUUAUUGCACAUCGAAAUGGCAUAUCAAUCAUUUAAUUUGGCAUUCUCUUGGUUUGCAUUGGGUAAUUUCUAUUUGACUUUCUAUAUUUUGGGCAAUUCUUUAUCAGAACCUUUAGUGGCUGAAGGAUUAUGGAGUGUAAACACUGGAGAAAUCGUCUUUCAAAUCUUGAGAUAUACUUAUUUGACUUUACUUAUAAUCCAGUUUAUUCUGGCUAUGGGUAAUCGACCUCAAGGGUCAAAAUGGGCAUACAUCGCUUCGAUUGGAUUCUUUGCGUGUCUUAUGGGUUAUAUGUUAUUUGCUGCCGGUUGGUUAACCGCCAAAGGGAUCAACUUUGCCCUAGAAAAAACAAAUGGCAAAAUUACUGGUGCAAAUAUCUCGACGGCAAGCGCUAUUUUAGGCGAUCCUACAUUCCGAAACGUUAUCUUGUCGUUAGCGUCCACUUAUGGUCUAUAUUUUGUUGCCAGUUUCUUGUUCUUCGAGCCGUGGCAUAUGUUUACCAGUCUUAUUCAGUAUAUGUUCUUGGUGCCAUUCUAUAUUAACAUUUUGAAUGUGUAUGCUUUUUGUAAUGUACAUGAUGUCAGUUGGGGUACAAAAGGGGAUAACGCCGUAAAACAAGAUCUCGGAUCAGUUUCUUCACAUCCUGGCAAAAGCCAUGUCGACAUUGCAGUUCCUACCGAAGAAAAAGACAUCAACGAAGCCUACGAAGAAGCAUGCGCUGAACUCACAAAAUUUGUCGAACCCAAACCAGAUAUUCCCGACGAAAGCACCCGGCAAGAAGACUACCGCAAAACUUUUCGAACACGUGUCGUGUUGUUCUGGAUUUUGUCAAAUGCGGCUCUAGUCGCCGGUAUCACAAACUCCAAUGUCGCAAGCUUAAACAGUGUUCUGACCGCGGAACAAAGGAGUAAUGUGUAUAUGGCUUUCGUGUUAUGGUCCGUGACUGGAUUGGCGGCUUUCCGUUUCAUUGGCAGUUGUACAUAUUUAUUAUUUAGACUUUUUACGGGCGAUUAA
Messenger RNA from Ambispora leptoticha, 2538 nucleotides. The record is from the annotation of a GenBank genome assembly. Lineage: Eukaryota; Fungi; Glomeromycota; Glomeromycetes; Archaeosporales; Ambisporaceae.